Molecule: messenger RNA, 2791 nt
Organism: Gallus gallus (chicken)
Lineage: Eukaryota; Metazoa; Chordata; Aves; Galliformes; Phasianidae
Gene: PMAIP1
Product: phorbol-12-myristate-13-acetate-induced protein 1
Exons: 2
Coding region: 84-248 (54 amino acids)
Biological process (GO): release of cytochrome c from mitochondria; apoptotic process; DNA damage response
Source: RefSeq, marked validated
GCAGUCGCUCGCCGCCGCCGACCCGCGCUGAGCGGAGCAGUGCUGAGCCGAACCGUGCCGAACCGUGCCGAGCUGUUGCCGCGAUGAUGCCCGGCAGGACGAUUCGCAAACCUGCGCCGCCCGCCGCGCCUGCAGAGCGGGACGCGGUGGCUGAGUGCGCGCUGGAGCUGCGCAGGAUCGGAGACAAGGCGGACCUGCAGCAGAAAGUCCUGAACCUCAUCACGAAACUGUUCUGCCCCAAAACGUGAGCCGCCGCGCCCGCGGUGCUCCGAAACAGAGGGGAGAUUUCGGCUUUGCAGAUCUGGAACGAGAGAUUUCACUUACACUGGGAGACGGAGAAAGCUCUUUGACUUGUGUUUUGCUACCUGGAGCCACUGAAGGAUGGCUGUCGCUACGGGAUUUCUUUGGGAAAUGUUACAUCAUUAUUGCUUUGUGGAUGUCAAGUGGGAAAAAAAAGGAAAGCGAUGAGCACAGUCCUUCGCUACACAGUGGGGGGAGAGUGGGGCAGGUUGGAACUUGUCCUUCUCAGGUAUGGGGAACCCUUUGAGAACUCCGCUUCCCAUGUUGCCUUUGCAUCCCACAUCCCACCCAGGAACUGUGGACAGAAGGUUCCGAAGCACAGAAAGAACUAAGGGCUGUGGAACGUGGGCACGAAUCACGAGGUGAAAGCCAGCAUUCAGGUUAUGACUGCUCUUAUCUUCUACAGCUUGGAUUCUGCUGGAUGGGAAGUGGUGGUGCUGGGGAUAUCUCAUUCGUUCAUUAAAACCACUGCCUUAAUUUAAAGGUUAUCUGUUGUAGCAAGUGGCUUUGGGGAUAAAAAAAAAAUUGCAAUUCUGUGAAUUAAUGUGAUGUUGCAUAGUUCUAGUCUAUAUAUUAUAUAUAUGUAUAUAUUUGCAUAUAUCUAUAUAUAUUACAUAUAUAUAAAAUAUAAAUAUGUGUGACCCCCUUGUAUGAGAGGAGUAUUGCACGGAACUGCUAAGUCAGUGCUACUUCUUAAGUCUCAAAGAGUAGUAUGAAAAAGUGCUGAAAACAUGAUGGAAACACUUGAUGUUAGCAGAAGAAAGCAUUAUGUUUUCUGAUCGUACAGACAAUACUUCUUGCAUUACAGAGGGGAGAUACUAUAAUUUAGUAUACCAUUCAAUAAGUCAUAGGAAUGUAUAUUACACAAAUACUGAUAUUGAGGUAUAUGUGCGUUGAGCGGAAGGUUUCUUCCAACACUGAAAAGAAGUUCCUGAUGACAAUACAAGACCGCCAUGUGUUUUUCUAAGUAGCAAAAUAACUCAUCAACAGACCAAGAAGUUGCAUCUGAGUCAAAACUCGAAUGUUCUUCAGAUUUUUUCAAAGAAGGCGACUGCCUCUCUUUGAAGAAAUCAUAAAACAGAUUGUUACAGUCAGUACAGGAAAGCAGCUGCAAUCUUUAAUCGUUCUUUAAGGGAAGAUCCGUCCCUUGUACUUAGUUUCUCUUUCGUUUCAUGGCAUCCUCAUUUUGUUUCCGGAAAGACAGAGCUGCUGCAGCACCCAAAGAGGGGCAACGUGAUGCUGUAACAUGGAGCUCCCCUUGCUGGCUCUAGAGGAGCUGCCCUAAGCUCACCGCCCAGGCAGGUGCCACCUCUAGGCUGCGUCUUUCUCCUGAACAGUGUUCUUUUGAGGGUGCACGCUAGCAAUAAAACGGCCAUAGCUGGUGACGUUUCUCGCUACUUCUUCAAUCAGUGUUCAGAGAUGUGCAGAUACCCAUCUCCUUCAGAAGACGUAGCACAGAAAGUCAGGUGAGGCCACGCGCUUGCUUCUCUGGCUGAGCUCUGCUUUGGUAUGCAACCUUAUUUGCGUUGUGUAAGGGUGCAUAGUCGCACCUCCUGAAUUCCAGUUCAGAUUACUGGAGGUUUUCCUGCCUGAUAGUGAUUUUCUGUUUUUAUUUAUACUGCGUGUUUCAGCUCGCUCUCCUGCUUCUGCCUUUGCAAAGCCGCCAUGAUGUAGCUGACACAGACUUGCUUGCUCUGCCACAACCAGCUGCGCGAGGCUGCUGCUCCUUGGCACUGACCACUAAGCAGGAGCAGGAAUAGCUGUAAUUCAUCUUCGUGUUGCAAAGCAUCAUGUUUCACUGACAUCUACAUACAUCAGUUUUCCAGGUAUAAAAAAAUGAAUGCAAAGAGUUUUGGUUAAACACCAGUGUGCUACUCAGCAAGGUUGCCCGCCCCGUAAUCAGUGGGAACAGCAGUGCUGCAUGGCCUGGUGACACCCUGUGGGCUGUGCCUGGCUCAGGAGUGCACAACAUUUACAUCAGGAGCUAAAAUGUAUUUGGAUAAAAGUCUUCUGCUUUGUGCAUGCUGCUUUGAAGCUCUGUAGGAAAUUAGGCACAGGGUUCACGGAGCCCGGGCAAUAAUUCAAGCUGUAGCACACACAAAUGUUAUCAAAAAUAAUAAUAAAAAUGUGUCCUCAUAAAUGCAUUAUGUGGGGGCAUCUGCAUGAAAUACCAGUGCAAGUGUUUUUCUGCCUAGAUCUGUAAGGACUAUUUGCUUUUUGUGAAAUGUUUUUACGUUUUUUCAAGUGUUGUCAAUAGCUAGCAUCCAGCGAGCUCAGGAAAAAGUCUGUAUCCAGGUGAUCAGUGCCAGUAUGUGAGCCUGCUAAUGUCCUCCCCACAAUUCCUUUUGUUGCUUCCCCAAAGCAUUUGCUAUUAUAUGAUGUAUCAACACGGGUUUGUUUCUCUUGUGGCCAGAUAUUUCCCUGUAUGCCCCACGCAUGUAUGUCUUGAAUUCUUGUUGAGAUAAUAAAUGUGAAGUGCUAGCAAGAAAAA